Messenger RNA from Neurospora hispaniola, 6844 nucleotides. RefSeq lists its product as uncharacterized. Lineage: Eukaryota; Fungi; Ascomycota; Sordariomycetes; Sordariales; Sordariaceae. The transcript has 3 exons. The record is from RefSeq and is a predicted model, not a curated record. Gene Ontology annotation, biological process: regulation of actomyosin contractile ring contraction; regulation of division septum assembly. Gene Ontology annotation, molecular function: protein binding; guanyl-nucleotide exchange factor activity. The coding region runs from base 1 to 6615 and encodes 2204 amino acids. Gene Ontology annotation, cellular component: cytoplasm.
AUGGAUCACGGCAGCAUCCGGAUCCAAGAAGAGGAGGAGAAGGCUGCUUCAACUACUAAUCUUCAUACUUUGGCCCACGAGCUUGGUGGUGGUUCAGGUUCCCGUCGUCAUAUUACCCGCUCAAAGUCUCAGUCACAGUACAAGCAUCACCACCACCACAACUACCAUUCCUCUCUAGACAAUCUUGACCGUCGAGCCCCAGACUUGUACCGGUACCUCGAGGCCAAACCACCCCACGACGGCCACCACCCACACCACCACCACCACCACACCCGUCCACCACCACGCCGCCGUGAUUUCCACCAACAGGACCACGGCUCAUACUUCCCCGAACACUCCAGUCCCACGCACCCGUCUGCGCCUGCGCCCGCGCCCGCACUAGACUUUGAGGCCCGACCCAGUCACUUGGCCAGCCCGUCAGCCAGUUAUACCAGCUAUUCAGCGAGUCGACUAACAAGUCCCUUGGCCAGCCCUCGACUAACAAGUCCAGCGCAAAGUCCCCUGGCCACCAGUCCGUCUGCCUCUGCCCACAGCCUCAGCCAAAGGUUUCCAUUUGCUUCCCAUGCCGCCGCCGCCCAUCAUCUCCAGGCCUUUGCCGCCAAUCCGCGAGUUUCCGGGUCGCUAAACCUGCAACCAGACGACUAUUAUCGUAGCUUUGGAACAAGUGAUGCCGCCGUCGUAACAAGCAGGACUGCGGAUCCAAUCAAAAAGAGUACCUUGGCACCUACCUCAGUCCAACAGCAACAGCAACAACAACAACAACAAACGCUUCCCCCAUCCACCUCUCCAGGGUCACCUUCGAAUGGGGCCCUAAAGCCAUCCGCCUUGCCUGCUGCUGCUGCUGCUGCUUCCGCUGCUGCUGCUGGCACCACCAAAAUGUCCGGAAGCAGCCGUAGUACACAUACUAAUCCACAAACACCCAGCGGUGCUCGAUCGGGACUCCGCUCAGCAUCGAAUCCCGUCGACGAUCGCCUUGGCAGCAAUGCCAGGCCGGCGCUGACAACAGCUAAUUCGUAUGGCACACAAGGUGGGGCUCACCCGCCCAGCGUCAAGGACCUCAAGAAGAUGUUCGACCAAACAGGGACAUCCCACAAUACCAAUCUCCCAAGCCAGCGAAGACAGCCGAGACCCUCGAGAGACCAGACUACUUCCACCAUAUCCUCCUCCUCCUCCACCACCGCUUCCGCUUCCCCAAUCAAGGGUCCAUCUCCCAGUGUUGGCGCCCGAGUUGCCUCCUAUUCGGCGGCACGCAACGGUGGAGCUGCCGCAAACGGCCCGGCAUCCAGGUCGCUGCCGCAGCUGUCCCCCACCACCGGAUUGCCGUUACAAUCCUUGUCGCGAUCGAAUGGGCUGCUCUUUGGCGAGAUCCUGCCCGACGAACAAGACUCGGUCACGGCUGGGUUUGGCAUCCAAGGCCACCACCUAGAAGGGGCUCGUCCCCGGCGGACUUCCGAGUCGUCCAGCAUACAUGACCUCACCAUGUCCGGACCCCGCCUGCGAAGCUCCUCUCACUCGGAUACUAUGGGAGAUAUGGAGCCCUCGUCUCCAACUGACUGGUACCGCGGGGCGGCCUCUGCGCUGCCUACUACAGAUAAUCUGGCUAGGGUAGCAAAGAACCACUCUAGAGCCCAGAGCGAUGUCGUUGUCUCAUACGCGUCCACCAAACAACCCUUGUCCACCAGCCAUACCCGGUCCGGCCGUGGCACUGCGACAACGACAACAAGUAGCAGCAGCAGGGCGACCAACACGGGCCGGACCACCCCUUCCACACCGACCACGCCCCUAUCCUCCACCUCGCGCCUCCCCGUCAUGGUGAAAAGGGCUAGUAUUUCAGAGAGCCACGGAAGAAGCAGCCCGGUGUCCACGCGAUCCAACUCCCCCGUCGCCGCACUAAAAUAUGGACCAACCCCUACCAGCGGAAGAUCGUCCCGCCAGCAGCAUGGGACACCAGUCUCAAGGGCUAAAACACCUGCCACCCGUUCGCAUACCCCUACCACGCCCGCGACCACCACCACAACCGCCAAGCGCCUCCAGACCUCGAAUCGAAAGGCUGCUCCGACCAACAUUGCGACUCCCAACAAUAAUAACGGCCGGCUCAACGCCUAUGUGUCUGUGCCCGCUCCCAAACUCUCUCCUUCGCUGCGAAGCUCGCGACCCCGGCAGUCCGUGGCCACUGCUUCGACCGCGGCUUCCCGGAUGAGAUGCUCCACCGACCGACCGCCGUCCCCCGACAAGUCGAACCGCCGGGCUGGAUCAAAGGCCGACAACGCUGCCACCAUUCGACGACGAAAGCUGUCCGUAGGACCCAUCGAUUUCGCCCAACGACGAGAGACGAUCAAGCUUGCCUACAGCAGAACCAUCAAGGACCAACAAGCCAAGGAGGCCAGGGAGACUGCGGCGGCGGACAAGCGCAAGAUGGACUUGGAUACUGUCACCCGCGCCGAGGCCAAGGCGGAAGCUGCCGCUCUUGCUGCAGCGCCAUCAAGCAAAUCGUCCGAUUCAGUAGACCGAGGAGAAGCAGCAGCAGCAGCAGCAGCAACAGCAGGGAGACAUACAGACAAGAAGGGGCUUGAAGAGCCUCUCAAGCUUAUUACCAACCUACCCAUAAUACAGACACCGGCGCAACCACCUGCGAGCAAUGGCCGUGAUUCACCAACGUUAGGAAUACCAGGAGGCUUUGUCGAUAGUGACGACGAGCUCGAUGUUCCAAUACCGCAAUCAGCCAUAUCCGUUGCUACCGCAGUGACCGAGUUCGAUGAGGAAGCGCAAACAGAGCCACCACGGCCCGAGAAUUUCGCAGCGAUUGACUAUGCCUUGGGAAAUAUCGUCAUAGACCAUCAGCCACCAAGUCCACGAACCCAUGAACCGCCAGCCCCGACGCCUCCAUUGGCGUCACCUUUGGCGGCACCCCAAAGCAAGCGGUUAUCCUAUCAUUCUCCAUUUGACGACGAUGACGAUGUGGACGACGACGAUGAUGUGUCUAUCGAGAUUGCGCUGGAUACGUCCGUGCAGCAACAGCAGCAGAAGCAGCAGCCCUCGCAGCAACAGACGCCGACUCGGGAGGAUUUCACCACGACCGAGCCAACCACGGGUCCUGCGCAGCAGCAGCAGCCAGAUGCAGACGAAUACGUGCUCCAACCGUAUACAUUUUCAUCCCAAAAUUACGAAACAACGGUCACGAUAUUGGGCCCCGAAAAUGAUUUUAGACCGUUGUACAAGGACCAAGCUCGUGACACGAGGCCUCCAUCCGGUCUGCACCAUGCAGACGAGCCGCCGCUGAAUGAGACAUUGGGAGCCACUGCUGCUGCCGGCCCUGGGCAAUCCCAUCCCCAGCACCAGAAGCACCAGCGCGAAGAGUCCCGGGUCUCCGAGGCCGAUAACCUGGAGCGCCUCGAGGAUUUUUAUAUUGGUCCGCAUCUACGUGACAACAUUGCCAGCCUGCGGGAUUCGACCUUGACGUUAUCCGACAACGAUGACCCAUAUGAUGCCCAUCCCUCCUCCGCAGCAGAGUACCAGCAAACACUUGACAGCUCACACUCCAACGGGCUGGCCGUACCUGCCUACUUGUCACCUGGUAACCGCCUCAGUCAGCACUCAGCCUGGACUGACUUUUCCUUUGGAAGCGAUGAUCAGAAUGCUGCUGCUCUAGAUAAUCAGGACCCGCGUGCAUCACGGAUAUUCAAACAGCCAACGGAAUCCGAGCUACCCGUGUCGUAUAAUAAUAACUUUGCCAGGAAUCGAUCAAGCUUACGGCGUCCGCCACCACCAAGUCCGGAAAUAUCACCACUUGACAAGCCGCCACGAGCAUCUUCAUCCUCCAUGCUGGCUGACAAGGUCGACCCGCGGCAAUCGUCAGACCUUGAUAGGGACAAUUCCGCUGUCCAAAGGAGGAUACCACUAGUGUCGCAUCAGACAGCCCCUGUUCGCCCAUCAGUAAAUAACUAUGAUGAUUUAGACGAGAGUACCUACGAAGUGCUCUCCCGGCCCAACAGUUAUCCACAUGUACAGGAUGAUGAGGAGUUUGGAACUGCCAUCAUCUCAUCUCCACCAUCAGCCGGCCUAUUUUCUUUCGAGACAGUCGAUCAGUCACAGCUUUCCCGUACCGAAAGCAAAAGCUUAUCGUCGGAAGCCACAGAUAACUUGACACAGGAGCAGAAACGACUCCGGCAGCGGCAGAUGGUCAUCCGCGAGCUGAUUGAUACCGAAGAGAUCUUUGUUCGGGAUAUGAGCGUUGUGGAGGAAAUUUACAAGGGUACGGCAGAGGCAUGUCCUCAACUUGAUUCCAAGACGAUCAAGCUUAUUUUCCGGAACACCGACGACAUCAUUGCCUUUCACGCUACCUUCCUUGCUCAGCUGAGGGAUGGGGUCGCAAGUGUCUAUCAACCCAAGGGGAGAAAGUCACCUACUUUUGCACAUGAGGCGUCGUUAAAGGAAACGGACACGACCACUCUUGCGUCUACCAACUCCUCCGGCGGGGCCUCGAACAAGCCGGAAUUGGAUGAUGAUAAGGAUCGCCAGACCAGCCUCGGACCUCUCUUCAUCAAGAACAUCGACCAGCUCAAGGCCGUCCACGAAGUCUAUCUCCGAACCAGUGAUCUUUCUGCCAAACGUCUGAUUCAAAUCCAGGAGGACGAUGCCGUCAAGGUGUGGCUGAACGAGUGCAGCGAGGGUGCCAAGGAACUCACAGCAGCCUGGAGUUUGGAUUCCCUUUUGAUCAAGCCCAUGCAGAGGUUGACCAAGUACCCCGAUAUCAUUGCUCAUCUUCUCAAGUACACCCCAGAAGAUCAUCCCGACCGGGAUGCACUUGUCAGUGCCAAAUCCACCGUGAUCAGCGCCAUUGAUGAGAUCAACAGGACCAAGAGGAACUUUGAGCUUGUCGGCCAGAUUGUCGGCAACCGGAAGCGCAAGGAGUCGGACGUUCGAGCUGGUCUGGCCAGGGCCUUUGGCAAGCGUGUCGAUAAGCUACAAGGAGCAAGCAAUCGGGCACCAGAAGACGAAGAAUAUGCCAAACUUCAUGAGCGAUUCGGUGACGAGUUCCUCAGAUUGCAGGUGGUGCUUCGCGAUGUCGAGUUCUACACCCGAAGCGCCUCCACCUACGUCCACGAAUUUCUUCAGUACGUAACCGCCAUGGAGCUGGUUAUGCGCCUGCAGCCAUCGAGAGAUUACGCCCACAUCGAAAGCCGAUGGGUCCAGUUUAGUGUCUCUAUGAGGGACAUGGAGAAAAUCCUGGACAAACAUCUAACCGACGUUCGCAAACAAGUUAUCGAGCCGUUUGAGCAGGUCAUCAAAUGUUACCAAAAUCCUGGUCUAGCCAUCAAGAAGCGAGCCAAGCGCCGUCUCGACUACGAGCGCUACAUGCAGCUCAAAGCCAACGGCAAGAAGAUCGACAAGACGCUCGCCGAGGCCGUCGAACAGUACGAAGCCCUCGAUGAUACGCUCAAGAAGGAACUGCCCAAACUUUCUGCACUGACCGCCGAAAUUGGUAGGAUUUGUCUCGCCAAGUUCGUCGACAUUCAAGCGGCAUGGUACUCGACCUGGACAGAAAAAGUCAAGGCCCCCCUCGCCGACUUCGACCACACCCCCGACAUUCCGGAAAUCGUCCAGGUCUUCGAUCGAGAUUUCAAGGAGCAAGUCGAGCGGGCAAGACAGCUCGUCAUUCUCAACCCUGUUUCGCUGAGAGGUAGGACCUCCCAGUCGACGUCGGAUGACAUUGGCUCCGGCUCCAUUCUGACCAAGACUCGAUCUCGUCCUACUGAGCUGCUCACCCCGAGAGGUCGUGGCCUGUCCAUCAACAGCGAUUAUGUCCCGACCCUGCCGACUCCCGAUCUGUCUGGAAGAUUUGACCUUUCUCCUACCGGCACUGGUUCGGCGUUGCCUAGCCCGGGGCAGUAUUAUCGGGAUUAUUACUCCGGGUUGUUCAAUGGCCAUCACUCGAGGGGCAACUCGGCGGCUCCGCUCAGUCCGGCGGAUCCCUCGUCGUCUUCGGCACCGAGGUCGGUACCUGCUACGCACGCUACUUCUACCACGGGUGGCUAUUCCACUACUCGUCCUACAACUGGUCGUAGCUUCGACUCGGGCAGUCUGCCUCGUCAAUCCACCGAUUCUUACUCUGCUCAAUCCGCCUCCGGCACUCACCACACCAGCCACGGCCAUGGAGUCGCCCACUCAGGCCACACCCUCUCCCGUCGGGGAUCCUACACCUCUUCCCACCACAACUACGCCACCAGCGAACCGCGUCGCCAAUCCGGUCUCUUCCACUCUGCGCUACCAAUGGACGACGCAGAUGAAGUUGAUGGGCACCCUGAACUGGAAGCUGGUCCCAGCAAUUCUAACCAUCAUUAUGAGAUGCAAACUUCGAAUGGUGGCGCAGGCAUGUUCAUCUCGGCGGAAGCUGCGGCCGAGGCCAAUGUCAUGUGGUUGGCUGCUAGUCUGUUUGAGUUCAAUAUUGAGACUACCAAGCAUGAGGGCGGGUAUCCUUAUUUGACUUAUCAAGCUGGGGAGAUCUUUGACGUAGUCGCCGAAAAGGGUGAGCUCUGGCUGGCCAAGAACCAAGAUGAUCCCACCAACGUCAUCGGCUGGAUCUGGAGCAAGCAUUUCGCCAAGCUGGCGGAGUAGCAAGUCGCUGGUUUUGAGGUUAUGAUUGCUAAUGCUCGGGGAAGGGCGGAGAGGGGGAGGACAAGUCGGGAGGAUAGGAGGAGGACGGACGAUACCUCCAGGGAUCAAUAAGGAUAAGGAUAAGGAUAAUGAUGAAUAAGGUCCAAGGAGAAGGGGGAAGGAAGGAGGAAGAGAAAUGUGACUGACUAAGAAGAAGAAAGAUGAUUGAUACCUAGGGAUUAUUCUGGCG